AUGGUACCUGAAAUCCAACAGUUUGUCUCGUAUACAAUCAAAAAUGGAAGAAGCAUUAGAUUCUGGCAAGAUAAAUGGGUUGACAGGGGUUGUUUAAAGGAUCUGUUUCCUAUAAUUUAUAAAGCAUGUAGGCGGAAACAAGCAACCAUUGCUGAAAUGAUUAAUGGAGGUAGAUGGGAGGGAGCUUUUCACAAAAAUCUGGAUGCAAAUGAAAGAUGUGAAUGGGACUUACUAAGAAGAGAUUUAGGAGUUGUGCCAUCUCUGGUGGAGGAGAACGAUGAAAUUUCAUUCCCAGACAACUUUAGUGCAAAAACGAUUUAUGCUGCAAUGGAGAAUAAUACAGUGGAAUACAGGUAUGUUAAAUUUCUUUGGCUAAAGACCAUACCUAAUAAAGUGAGCUUUCUUCUCUGGGCUAUAUUCAAUGACUCGCUUCCUACGAGAAGUUUUCUUAGACACAGAGGAAUUGAACUGGAGAAUGAUAAAUGUGUGUUUUGUAACACUGAAAUAGAGAAUGCGGAGCAUCUUUUUCUCCACUGCAAUUUCGCUUUCAAAAUCUGGGAUUACUUUAUCAAGUCCUUCCAUAUUUCUUGGCCCAUUCCUGCCACUGUACUUCAACUCUUCGAAGCUUGGAAUUGGAACGUUCUGCAUGGGAGAAGUAAACAAAUAUGGGACAUCAUUCACUAUGCCUUAAUCUGGGUCAUUUGA
Messenger RNA from Papaver somniferum (opium poppy), 705 nucleotides. RefSeq lists its product as uncharacterized. The coding region runs from base 1 to 705 and encodes 234 amino acids. Lineage: Eukaryota; Viridiplantae; Streptophyta; Magnoliopsida; Ranunculales; Papaveraceae. The record is from RefSeq and is a predicted model, not a curated record. The transcript has a single exon.